AUGAGCCUUGUAACGAUUAUUUAUACUUAUUGUGGUUUCUACGGAUAUAUUACAUUUGGUAGUGCUGUCCAAGGCAGUGUAACGCUGAACCUGCCUGAUACUACCGUAAAUGUGGUUGUGAAAAUCCUUUUGGUAUUUGUGGUGUUCUUCGGGAACGUCCUACAACUGUACGUGAUCAUUGAGAUGUUAUGGCCAAAACUGAAGGAGAAGUUAGUGAUGCGAAAAUGUCGUAGCAUAACGGUUCUUCUGCUUGAGUAUCUUUUUCGGAUUGCCUGUCUGUUGUGGGCGAUUGCCAUCCCGAAUCUCAACGAAAUCAUACCGUUUGUGGGUAUCACAGCUGGAAUGCUGUUAUCUCUUAUCAUUCCAUCAGCGAUUGAUCUCAUAGUAUUUUAUCCAGUGCGAUCGAAAUCUAGCUCGAUGUUAAAGUUAUCUUGGUUUGUCACGCAUAAUUUGUUUCUUUUCAUUAUUGGUUGUUUUCUUUUAGUGUCUGGAUUGCAAGCAAAUAUUGUGGAACUAGUCAAUAAACAG
Messenger RNA from Ostertagia ostertagi, 528 nucleotides. The record is from the annotation of a GenBank genome assembly. NCBI's taxonomy places the organism in Eukaryota, Metazoa, Nematoda, Chromadorea, Rhabditida, Trichostrongylidae.